Molecule: messenger RNA, 919 nt
Organism: Macadamia integrifolia
Lineage: Eukaryota; Viridiplantae; Streptophyta; Magnoliopsida; Proteales; Proteaceae
Product: zinc finger HIT domain-containing protein 2-like
Exons: 4
Coding region: 353-709 (118 amino acids)
Source: RefSeq, a predicted model, not a curated record
ACUACUAUAGCCGAGCAAUUAGAAAGAACUGUUAUCUUGUGAAUUGUAAGCUGUGAGCCAAGAGGAGACCAUCUCGUAUUACCUCUAGUGCUGGGAAGUGGGAUCUCUCGGGUCCCAGAUGAUGCAUCCUGAGAAACCCGGAUCGGGUUGGGCUUGAACUUAACACGAGUCGACCCGGAUCGAAACACUCUACGCCCUCCAGCGGUUAGGUUUUUCAGUGUUCAACUUCAACUCCUGAAAAACCAUUCUUCAUUCGUAGCAGUGUCGAGGGACUCGAGAGCGGUUGAGACUUGAGAGAGAGGAAGAGCUGACGACAGGUCACCGCUGCAACGUGCAUACUGCGACUCAGACAAUGAUAACAUCUGAGGAACCCACAACAUCUGCACAAUUGACUCAAGCAACCAGGAUUAUCUGCCGUGUAUGCCAAAAGCAAUUUUCACAGUACACUUGCCCUCGGUGCAAUUCCCGGUAUUGUUCACUUCAAUGUUACAAGGCUCAUAGUCUCCGUUGCACAGAAUCAUUCAUGCGAGAAAAUGUUGUGGAGGAGUUCCGACAACUGCAACCAAAUGAUGAAACAAAAAGAAAAAUGUUGGACAUACUCAAACGACUUCACACAGAAGAGGAGAUGGAUGACAUGGAUGAAGACGGUGUGUUUCCUGAACUGCAAUUUCUUUUAGAUCAAACCUUUGCCUCUUGUUGGAAGGGGUAGAUAAAACUUGAAACAACUGUUACUCUUUCAUUUCUUGAACCAGUUUGUCUUUACGUUCUCAUUCAUUUUUGGAUGUGUAACAUGAAGCUUUCUUAGAGAGAGGACACUGAACAAUAAGCAAGAACAGAGGAGAUACAGCCUAAGAGCAAAUGCAAGGAUAAAAAACCACUAAAGACGCCACCUCCCCACUCCCUCACCAAAAAAAAAAAA